ACACACACACACUAUGAUAUUCUGCGAUCUCAUUUUCCAUAAGGCUGUUGUUUACUUCAAUCGGUUCCGGACCGCGCUGAAGUUGGUUUAAAGUUGGACCUUGGAUAUUCGCGCGCCGGCUUCCAGAUCCUGAUUUGCGGCGGAGAAUAAAUAUUAAUAUAAUAUUUAUAAUAUGAAUAUUAUUCAUAUUCAGUCAGUAAUUUACAGACAGUCAUUAACUCGCGCAGUAGACGAGGUUCGGUCGCCGGACUCUGACAGCGAAGCCGGAGCGCGAAUGUCCAACUUCAUACCAACGUCACCGCGGGCUAGUCCGGUUUUGGUUAUACUUUAACAUUAUGUAUGCUGAAUGUAACAAUACACAGUCUGUCCUUGCGUUUCUCACAAAAAAUAUCAUGUCACAUAUGCGGAGUGAAUAUUUUUUAUAUUAUGUUUAAUACCCCGAUCUCACCUAUGCGGUUUCGCGCAGUGGCCGUAAAUACGGUUCAUCAUGAUUACGUUUCAUGCAUCAUGUCAUUACAUUUCCAUCUUUCCACGCGAAAAACCCGGAUACCACCGCGAGUCAACCAGUAUACAGUAGGUGUAUAAAGGGAGGCACAGAUUGGUCUAAAAGAUGCAUUCCGACAGACUGACUGAACAGUUCGUGCUUUUUUAUGUGUGUAUUUGCCGUUUUUGGACAGAAUGGAUCAGGGAUUUCUAGACUUUCUGCAACAACAGCGUGAGUUGGAUCAGGGCAUCAUCUCCGUGUUUGUAAAUGAAAAGAUAGACUGUUAUGCUGUAAACGGGAUGUCAGAUGAGCAGCUAAUGAAAUAUGUUCCCAAAUUUGGAGACAGAAUUGCCAUUCGACAGUAUUGUAGAAGAGAAGUGGCAGCAUUUGAAAAGAGUUCCUCGAUUGUGUCAAAAGCUACACAAAGUCUACGAGAAAAAAUUCAACUACGGAGGACUGGUAAAAGAGCUCAUUCAGAUGAUCGUUCUCAAAAAUUAGCUGGCAAUUUAAAUGCCCUCAAAAACAGCCGUACAUAUCAAAUUGGCUUGUUUGAAGAGGUCGAAGGCUCAUUUAUUCAAGUCAGAGAAAGAAAAGGAGGUGGAGUCAGACAUCUCAAGGCAUCGAAGGACACUCCAGUGAAUGAGCUGUUGAACAUUGGCAAAGAUCUCUUUUUCCCGCAGGGAAAAAACAAGCUUGGAAAUAUAAACGAGUUUGAAUUUACACUAAGAGACUUCACUGAAGCUGAGCUGGACUCAUCCAUGACACUUGGUCAGCUGUACAAUUUGAGAAAAGUGAAACUACUUAGACUUUAUGUGUCAUGCAAAAGGAUUUUCAUGAAUGCACAGGACUUAACUGCAAAUCAAGUAGAUUCACAUUUAGCUUCAUCUUUACACACACACUCAAAAAGCACAGGAAUUGUUGUUGAUGAGCAUGCCAGUGAAGUUGCUAUGUUGACAAGCACUCCCAUCAAACUUACCACUGACACUGUAAUGGCAAGCACAUCAACAACAGACACAAGGUUUCUUUUUAUUGAUGCUAAUGAUGAGAAAUUAAUGUCAAAUACAUCACCGUUAAAUUUUAACGGCAUUGACGUGCUGCAAGAACAAAACACAUCAGUUUCAGUUGAUGAGGAAAUCCAAAUAGGGUACGUUUACCUCCCAUAUGACAAUGAUGUCCUGGAUGACACUCUUCCAGUGGAGACUGCUGUAAUGGACAGAUAA
This is a messenger RNA of Clarias gariepinus (North African catfish), 1704 nucleotides long. RefSeq lists its product as uncharacterized. The record is from RefSeq and is a predicted model, not a curated record. NCBI's taxonomy places the organism in Eukaryota, Metazoa, Chordata, Actinopteri, Siluriformes, Clariidae. The transcript is spliced from 3 exons. The coding region runs from base 679 to 1704 and encodes 341 amino acids.